This is a messenger RNA of Cutaneotrichosporon cavernicola, 1830 nucleotides long. RefSeq lists its product as uncharacterized. The transcript has 4 exons. The record is from RefSeq and is a predicted model, not a curated record. Lineage: Eukaryota; Fungi; Basidiomycota; Tremellomycetes; Trichosporonales; Trichosporonaceae. Bases 1 to 1830 code for a protein of 609 amino acids.
AUGUCGCGUAUCAUGCCGCAACGGGGAGGGAACCGUGAGACACUCGAGAUCCUAAACCCCUUCCUGCAGGUCCUCCGCUCCGAUGGGCCCAUUCCUAUCCCCAUCAACACUCUCAAGGGGGCGCUGGGUCACUUCCUUGCCACGCUAGAAGACGAGCAGCUGGACGGAUUCGUGACCGACAUCCUGAACUCCAAGAACUUGUGGCGCACACUCUCACCGUCAGGGAUUAUCGAGGCGGUGCGGCCAGCUCCCGUGGUCAAGGUGCGGAACCUCAGGCCGGAUCUCAAGGAUGGAUGGUUCACCCGCGACAAGCUUGGCAAGGCGUGUCGCACCUGGUUGGAGCAGGUCUUCACCGCAAGCAAGAAGGUCAAGAGUGACAACGCCGUGUAUUUCUACGUCGGCCUGCUCGCUGGAGUGGACGACGCGGAGGACAUGAAGUGGGGCCAGCCGCGCCAGGACAUCGAAGAGGAGGUCGUCGUUGCGCUCUCGGAGCGCCUAUACCCCAGGACCUCGGAGGAGAAGAGGAAACAGGAAGAGGAGCUCGAGCCUGCACUCAAGACGUACUGUCAGGCUGCGGGCCAUGUCGACGCCGCGCGUCUGCGCGUUCUCGACCUGAGGAAAGUUGCGCCACAGCUCCACGACGCAAUCUUCCAAUCGCUUGGGUAUCCUUCAAUAGCCGGUGGCCGGCCGAAGUUGGACCUCCAGCUCACGAAGGAGUUGUCGCGCGGCCUGUCGCAAACGAUCAUCGCACUGUCACAGGGUGGCGACCGGAAUCAGGUUUUCGCGUGGGACACAGCGACGGCGUACGUGGCGCGCAUGCUUGACUGCGGAGAAGGAUUCCAGAAGGAGUGGACUAAACGCACCGCCCCUGCUUCUGGAAGUAUCGAGUGGGAGAGGCAGAAGGAGGCGCUCGCGUCCUUCACGCAGGUUACCUGGCCUGUCGUCGAGACCAUGCUGGAGCCACAUAGCUAUGGGAGCAAGCGGGAACGUGUCGACCUCGCAUCACAUAUCGUCCUCACGAUGGGCAAGUUCGCGUCUCCCGCGCAGGAGGAUUCGCAAUCAGCAGCCUUCGAGAACGUGCUCUACGGGUGCCUGGACCUCAUCGCUGCUCACGGCAAGUCGGUGGCAGUGCGCCAGCUGCUCGAGGACCUCAACAAGCCGAAGGUGUCUGACUUGUUGGCUGGGUUCAUCCUUAUCGUCGCCGAGCAGCUCAUCCGCCUCAUCGACGCGCAGAGCAUGCGUGACAUCGUCUUCCCUCUGGCUCAGAAGUAUAUCGUGCGGCCGAUACACCGGGCGAGCUUUGAGGCGGCGAACGCGUUCAUGCUCACUCUUCUCGAUACGGCAAGCAGUACACUCGUGACAGACAUGACGCAGGGGCCCUUCGUCGACGCCCUCACGGUCAUCCUAGCACACAGCCUGCUGCGACACGCGCGCGACGGGUCAGUCAAGGCCGAGCAGCUCGGCGCGGCGUACCCUCUCGUCGUUAAGGCUGCCGGGCGGCGAAGUACCGACCUGGUGGCUCAGUGUAUAUCGAUGCUUGACGAGGCGACGUUCUCGAGCAAAGACUACGAGUUUGCAGUCAAGAAGAUUCGGAUCAUGAUUGCCUCCAAUAUCCCACGUUCACUCAUGCCAGCGUACCUCGACAGCAUCGCCAAGUUGAUUACCAACACGCCGCGUGAGAGUGAGGCGCGCUUGGAGCUGUCUGGGCUCGCGUUCAAGGUCGUGAUGGGGAAUGUUCCGGACGAGAGCAAGCAGUUGGCCGUGGACUGGUGGCUGCAGUGGCGCCGGCGCUUUGAGGGUGGGACGGACGCGCCUCAGGCGAGAUUGUAG